AGAAUUUCAUUAUGGGAGCCUGCUUUUCAGGAAAAUAUUCAAAGGAUUACACUGAACAAGGAACAAUUGAACUGAGAAAAGAUUACCAGGAGAGUGAGGGUGGAAAUGAGAAACCUAAGGUUAAAUAAGAGCAGUACUGAGUUUUACAGCCAACUAGAUGAUACAGUCUUCUCCGAAGAUCUAUGAAGAGAAAUAGAUCUGUACACACAAGAGCAAGAGAAAAGAACCUUUAAGGGUGAGAAUAUGACCUUUCAGAAUGAGAUUCCUAAGUUGGCCAUGCAUAUUGAGGGGUUUUAUGAAGUAACAUGGAGAAGGAUUGAGACAGUGAAAAUGAAUGCUCCGAGUGGCUGGAAAAGUAUUUUUAACUUAGUGAACGAGAAAAUUGAGAAAGAGAAUGAGUUUUUGCACGAGCUUUUGAAAAGACAGAAAACUUUGAGUAAUCCAAAGAAAAUGAUGACUCAUUAUUUUAACUUCAUUGGCUGCACUCUCGAUAGGAUAACCACUGCACUAAACUUAAAGCACAAGACAAAGCAUCGCAGGACCUUCAAGAACAGACUUCGGAGCUAUUUCCUCAAAAGGGUCGAAAUCAUUCUCAAAUAGCAGCAAAAAAAAGCCGAAGACUCAGAAAGAAUUGGUGAAAAUUAUAGCUGAUGAGGUUAGACAAGGGAGGUGCGACCAAGGCCUUCUUGACGAGAUUGAUAGGAUUAGAAUGAAUGAGGAAGAAAAGGAGGGAAGGGGUAUGACGGAUUCGGAUCAACAAGAGUCGAGAGUUAUUAUAAAUUCAUCCGAAACUUCGUUAAAGUCACAGUUUUCUUCGCUUAGUUUUUCUAAUAAUAUUUCUUCUGGAAGAAAAUAUAAAGAAAGGAUCAUGAAAAAGAGCACAGGAGGAAAGAGUACGGUACUGGAAAGUAUUUUUGAAGAUAAAGAUUAA
This is a messenger RNA of Moneuplotes crassus, 931 nucleotides long. The record is from the annotation of a GenBank genome assembly. NCBI's taxonomy places the organism in Eukaryota, Ciliophora, Spirotrichea, Euplotida, Euplotidae.